Messenger RNA from Symbiodinium sp. CCMP2456, 321 nucleotides. The record is from the annotation of a GenBank genome assembly. Lineage: Eukaryota; Dinophyceae; Suessiales; Symbiodiniaceae.
AUGGGCUGUUCGCAGGGCAUUCAAACGCCUGAGGAACCAAAAGCCGCCAUCAAGAAACUGGACAAGCUGAGCCCGUGGUCAUCUGACUCAUUGUCAUCUGAGUCUACACGCGAAGAUGCUGAUGACGUGGCGAAUGCAGGCAUUGCUGUGUCCUCAUGGGCUUUGACCGGUCGUGGCAGCCACGACGCCUACGUGAAACAUCUGGAGACUUUCCGGAACAAGGUCGAAAAAACACCGGACUCCUUCACAAAAGAAGUGCGGAUUCGUCGCGCGCGAGACCCAAAGUUCCAGGAGCCCCUCGGCUACGGCUUUGGCAUCUGA